Molecule: messenger RNA, 318 nt
Organism: Aspergillus puulaauensis
Lineage: Eukaryota; Fungi; Ascomycota; Eurotiomycetes; Eurotiales; Aspergillaceae
Exons: 2
Coding region: 1-318 (105 amino acids)
Source: RefSeq, a predicted model, not a curated record
AUGGCUUCCCUGGCAAGAAUACCUCGCUCCCUCCGCCCCUCUCAUCGCGUGCCUUCUCUCGCCCGGACGUGUUUCCACGAGCAGAACCCCGCAUUCUCAACGUCCGUCUAUCUCGACAAACAGUCCACACCGAACACAACCCAAAAGACCGACCAGACAGGAAACCCAGAGCUCCCACGGGUCACGCUAGAGAAUCUCGGGAUAAUGCUAUUCACGAUGCUUGGGCUCUGGGGGACGGUCGAGACAUACUUCUAUUACCAGGCGGUGAUGCGGUGGUGGAAAUCAGGAAAGAAAGCAGAUGGCGUGGAGACGGAUUAG